AUGUCAGGCUUUGAUAAUUUAAACACGGAUUUCUACCAGACAAGUUACAGCAUCGAUGACCAGUCACAGCAGUCCUACGAUUAUGGAGGAAGUGGAGGACCCUAUAGCAAACAGUAUGCUGGCUAUGACUACUCGCACCAAGGCCGGUUUGUCCCUGCAGACAUGAUGCAGCCACAACAGCCAUACACCGGGCAGAUUUUUCAGCCAACUCAGGCAUAUACUCCAACUACACCUCAGCCAUUCUAUGGAAACAACUUUGAGGAUGAACCACCUUUAUUAGAAGAAUUGGGUAUCAAUUUUGACCACAUCUGGCAAAAAACACUGACAGUUUUACACCCCUUGAAAGUAGCAGAUGGCAGCAUCAUGAAUGAGACUGAUUUGGCAGGACCAAUGGUUUUUUGCCUUGCUUUUGGAGCUACAUUGUUACUGGCUGGCAAAAUCCAGUUUGGCUACGUAUACGGGAUCAGUGCAAUUGGAUGCCUAGGAAUGUUUUGUUUAUUAAACUUAAUGAGUAUGACUGGUGUUUCAUUUGGUUGUGUGGCAAGUGUCCUUGGAUAUUGUCUUCUUCCUAUGAUCCUGCUUUCCAGCUUCGCAGUGAUAUUUUCUUUGCAAGGAAUGGUAGGAAUCAUCCUUACUGCUGGAAUUAUUGGAUGGUGUAGUUUUUCUGCUUCCAAAAUUUUUAUUUCUGCAUUAGCCAUGGAAGGACAGCAACUUCUAGUAGCAUAUCCUUGUGCUUUGCUAUAUGGAGUCUUCGCCCUAAUUUCUGUUUUUUGA
Molecule: messenger RNA, 774 nt
Organism: Rangifer tarandus platyrhynchus (Svalbard reindeer)
Lineage: Eukaryota; Metazoa; Chordata; Mammalia; Artiodactyla; Cervidae
Source: the annotation of a GenBank genome assembly